AAAAGACUAUUUUGAAUUUUCAGCAAUAUAUAACACAAUAAUAAUAAAAUAUAAAACCGAGGAGAGGACCAUAGUCUUAGUCUAAGCCAGCCAGUUGUUUCCUUUUCUAUUUUUUACUAUAUUUCCUUUGUUUUCUGCGUCUCUUCUAUUCUUCGAUUUCGAUUCCUCUUCUAAAGAGAGAGAGAGAAAUGGAAAACAUAGCUGUGUGGCAGGGGGCAACUCUAGGUGGAAUUGUGGCAUGGAUUUUAUUAUCUUCAUACCUCAACGUCACCCGCAAGCUUCGAUCUUUCCUGCAACCUUGGGUGGCUCACCAUGUCAUCGCUGGGACUCCUCUCAUCUUCCAGAUCCAGAAAUACCAGCAUUGGUUAUUUGAUGCUUUGUUCUCUGGGUUGUCCUGUGUUGUUUCUGUGCCCUUUUACACUGCCUUUCUCCCUUUGCUAUUCUGGAGUGGCCAUGGCAGAUUGGCUAGGCAAAUGACCCUUUUGAUGGCCUUUUGUGAUUAUUUAGGAAACACUAUAAAGGAUAUGGUAUCAGCUCCCAGACCCAGUUCACCACCUGUUAGGAGAAUAACUGCUACAAAAGAUGAGGAAGAUAAUGCAUUGGAAUAUGGAUUGCCCUCUUCUCACACUCUUAACACAGUUUGCUUAUCUGGGUACCUUUUACACUAUGUCUUGUCUUAUAUUCAAUAUGAAGAUGUCUCCAUGAAAUUUGUUGGGCUUGCCCUUGUUUGCUUGUUUGUGAGCCUCAUUGGUUUUGGAAGAAUUUACCUUGGAAUGCACAGUUUGAUCGAUAUCAUAGGUGGUCUUGGCAUUGGAUUGGUGAUCCUUGCAUUUUGGCUUACAGUUCAUAAACAUGUCGACAAUUUUAUUGUUUCAGGACAAAAUGUUACAUCCUUUUGGGCUGCCCUAAGCAUCCUGUUGUUCUUUGCUUAUCCAACUCCUGAGCUUCCAACACCAAGCUUUGAGUACCACACAGCCUUUAAUGGUGUUGCAUUUGGAAUUGUAUCUGGGAUCCAGCAAACAUACCAUCAGUUUCACCAUGAAGCCGUUGCGCGCAUAUUCACCCCACAGCUCACAAUAUCAAACUUUGUGGGAAGAAUGCUGGUUGGAAUACCAACAAUACUUCUUGUGAAGUUCUGUAGCAAGGCUCUAGCGAAAUGGAUUCUACCUGUUGUAUCAAACACGCUGGGCAUCCCAAUUAAAUCAACCAACUACAUUCCAACUCUGAAUGGAAAUGGGAAAAAAUCAGAUGAGAGUAAACAAUCUGGUUAUAUCCAAAGGCUGUUUUUUUCUCAACAGGGUUCAUUUGAUGUUGAUACGGGUAUAAGGUUUAUUCAAUAUGCAGGCCUUGCAUGGUCGGUGGUAGACCUUGUUCCUUCUCUUUUCUCUCACCUGAGCUUGUAAUUCUUAGUUCUUGUAAAAUAGUACUACGCUAUUAGCUAGUUUCAACGGGCGUAUGCUAUAUGUUAUCAUAUAUUUUGAUUAGUGAGAACCAUUCAUUUUUUGCUCUAUUUAUGUAUAUCAUAAAUUUUACUACGUUCUUAGCUAGUUUCAACGGGCAUAUGCUAAUGUUAUUUAUGUAUAUAAUAUAUUUUGAUU
Molecule: messenger RNA, 1598 nt
Organism: Quercus lobata
Lineage: Eukaryota; Viridiplantae; Streptophyta; Magnoliopsida; Fagales; Fagaceae
Product: lipid phosphate phosphatase delta-like
Exons: 8
Coding region: 189-1403 (404 amino acids)
Cellular component (GO): endoplasmic reticulum membrane
Molecular function (GO): sphingosine-1-phosphate phosphatase activity
Source: RefSeq, a predicted model, not a curated record